Molecule: messenger RNA, 5316 nt
Organism: Temnothorax curvispinosus
Lineage: Eukaryota; Metazoa; Arthropoda; Insecta; Hymenoptera; Formicidae
Product: uricase
Exons: 7
Coding region: 905-1933 (342 amino acids)
Biological process (GO): urate catabolic process; purine nucleobase catabolic process
Cellular component (GO): peroxisome
Molecular function (GO): urate oxidase activity
Source: RefSeq, a predicted model, not a curated record
CUUUGCGAGUCUCCCUGCAUUUUCCUUCUCCAGCGAUUGGCUAGAGUCGUUCGACCGCUGGAAGCUGGAGGAGAGGGAGAGGCUCGGCGCUGUACUUACGUGUUUUAUGAUGCACGGACACCAGACAUGUACGAUGAACUCACCGACCUCUCAAGUACGCUUCCAAUGCGCAUAACUUCAUGCGGAAACGAUAUCUCAUCCGAACUGCGCAUGCUGAUAAUCCAUUAUUUACAUAUUGCGACGAUCCUAUCGAUUUGACGUCAAUUUUUGGGAGAAGCGGAUUUUGCACAUGGAUAUCGACAUAUUUCCCAAUAUGGUUUCCACGUAACUGGAGUAGGGCACGAUUGGAGAUGACCGACGCUUCUCGGAACGGCGACGAAACUCGGAUCGACUACGACAAAAUUGCUGCAGUUUUUUUUUUUUAUAGUUUCCUCUCGACCUUCUCGCCGAGAUUAUCAACGACGUUAUGGAUGUUAAUGUUAACACAUUGCAUGACGAGACAUCUCGCAUUUCUUAUUUAUCAAUCAAGAGCAGUUAUUAUUCGGUAACAUAGCAGUGAUUUUUAACUGCGAACAAAUCUUAAGUAACUUAAAAAUAUUUGACGUAAAAAAGUAGCUGGUUAUUGAUUAACAAUAAGAUGUCUGGUUCGCAAUAUGAUAAACUCGCCCCUCUUCGCCGUCGACGAUGUCAUAACAAGAUCAUCGGGUCAAUCGGGUCUAGAUAGAGAAGUUUUCGAUGCGUAUAAGAUGGGACCGACAGAGUUGAGUUCAAAAGCGCGAGGGAGAGGACGUGUGAUUUUCGGACGCGAUAUUUAUUCGUUCAUAUAUAUCAAUUAACGCUGUCGUACGGCACGUAGUACAACGCCGAUAGUCUUGCUCCAAAGUAAUCUUGCUCCAGGAGAGAUAUGUCCACGCUCAAGGAACAGCUUUCCCACAUGCCGAGUGACGAUAAGUAUUCGUUCAGUAGACCGAUGAGAGACAGGGAAUCGCGUAGCGCGAGGGAUGUACGCGUGAAUAUCAGCGAAAAUGACAAAAGGGGCGAGUACGAAUUAGGCGCUUGCGGUUACGGCAAGAACAAUGUCAAGUUGUUGUAUGUGCGUCGGAGCGACGAGUUGCGACACGAGAUUCGCGAGUACGAGGUCGACACGCACCUGCGCCUGAGCUCUCAGAGGGAUUAUCUCGAGGGUGACAAUCGGGACAUCAUCGCGACGGAUAGCCAGAAGAACACGGUGUACCUGAUGGCGAAGAAACACGGCAUCCACUCGCCCGAGGCGUUCGCGCUUCUCCUCUGCUCGCAUUUCCUCUACAUGUACGAGCAAGUGGCGGAAGUCAGUAUCAACGUCGAGGAGUACCCGUGGGCGAGGUACCAGGUUGACAACCGGCCGCACAAUCACGCCUUCAUUAUGUGCCCCACCGCGACGAGAUUCUGCCAAGUCAGUCAGCUCAGAAACGAAUCACCACGAAUACGCGGUGGAUUAAAGGAGCUGCGAGUAUUGAAAACCACGCAAAGCUCGUUUACGGAUUUUAUUCAGGAUGAGUACAGGACGUUGCCGGACAUGAACGAUCGUAUUUUCAGCACCGUCGUAACGGCGACCUGGGACUUCUCCACCGCGACCGGGGUGGAUUUCGACCGCGUGUGGGACAUGGUAAAGGAAUGCAUUAUGCAAAAUUUCGCGGGUCCACCGGACACGGGAAUCUAUUCGCCCAGUGUGCAGAAUACGCUUUAUCUCACAGAAAAGUGCAUACUUAAUAAAGUCAAGCAAAUUCGUAGCAUCGAGAUGCAAAUGCCGAACAAGCAUUACUUCGAUCUGGAUUUCAGCAAAUUCUCCAAAGUCAUACAAGGACAGAACAAGGAAGUUUAUCUGCCUAUGGAUAAGCCAUCGGGUAUUAUUUACGCUCGAUUAAACAGAAAGGAUUUCUCUCCCAAAUUGUAGAUAUUAUUAAGCAGAUAUGUUCUCGUCGGCUGUGGACCUGUACGACGCGCCUCCGGCGUGGUGGGAAACGGACUGCGUAAGAUACGGGUGGGUUGAAGCCUCGUCGGCCGGCUUGCUCGAGAGUAACCUCUUAAUUAAUCGACACAGGAUCAGUUAUACACCCGUGAGAUCGCGACUGACGUCGCUGAUGGGAAGUCACGUAGUGCGAUUGACAGAUCGCGGAUACAUGACGCGGCUCUCGUCGAGGCUGCAGGAAGAUUACGAGGUGCGGCAAAGAGCUCGAAUCGAACGAAGGAAAUUGCGGGCCACCUCGGUCGUACCGGAACUGCGUGAAUUACUGCCCGAAUCGUUGCUGAAAACGACUCGGCGACGUCGUCCGUGCGCCCCAAAAUUUCACGCGGGCGCGGCUAAGCUGUGUAAACAACUUCCGCAGCUGUUACUCGCGGAUGACCCAAAGCUCCACGUCGGAAUUCUAAACGCGUGAUUAUUUCACAUUUAUUUUGCGCCGCUUUAGGCGAGCGAGAUCUAGAUGUGAUCCAACAGAAUUUAGAUGUCAAGAAACAUCUUUCGGGAUGUCUGUUAUUCGCGCAAUAAAUAACAAGCCAUCUAAGUGAAACUUAUAUCAGACUAAGCGCUUGGAGAGACUAAUCGUAAGCUUUCAAUUAGCUAAACUAAAGCUAAACGAAUGAUUUGAUGUAGCAUUCGGUGACCAAUUUUAAUCACAAUUAGUUAGUUUCAGCGUAGCCUUAAGUCGUCACCGUCUCCGACCUUCUCUGUCGCGAUUUCUUCAACGGCAAAUGGAACAUGAGCUGCCGGUUGAUGGGGAUCCGCAUCAGUAUUCCCCUGGAGUUACGAUCGAUCGUAUCGUGGGCGUCAUCGGUGCCUGCAAAAGAAAAAGAUCGCUAUUUUUAAUCGCUCGAGAUCGCCCAGCUCCGCCUCUUACUCGUUCCGGUCGACGAACGAACGAUUGAUUUUUCCGUCGCGCGGAAUUAUCCGAACUCACCUAGAAUCUCGUCGCUCCAGAGGUCAUCCCAUGGAUCCGGCUCGGACAGGUGUUGAAAGCCCGACGAAAAGAUUAGCGAGGGAUCGGGCGCGUAUUUGUAGCGGAGGUCCGACCAUCCGAACGACGCGAGAGUGUCGCUGGAAAAUAAAAAGAACACUCAUGGGUAGCGCCAGUCAUGCGUGAUAUUAAUAUAACAUUUGCAAAUAGAGCUGAAGGAUCUCGGCGGCGCGAGAUUACGAGUUUUCUCGCGCGUGCUCGAGAUACGAUAACUAAACUGAACUUGGAGUAUCACUUUCCCUCGAGCGCGAUGACUUAUUGUUUCUAUCCAGAUUAGUUUUUUUUAUCAGGUGCAAUCUCGAGUCGCGAAACGAGUUUAAUCCUUUUUACUCGAAAAACUGGAAUGUACCUGUAAAGUUCGUCGAGAUAGUAUUUAUCCGGAGCUCUCGUCCAUGCUAAUGGAUGGAAAGGCAUCGCCGGCAUUGGAAGAUAGUGUAUGUGAUAAUGCUGCACGUGAUUCGUCUUGGUCUUCUUCUCCUUCAGAGAUUGAAAGAAUUCCUUCAGUGCUUUCUUAGGGCUGCAACGUAAGAGGUAUUAAUAAAUGAUGAAAGACGUAAAAGUAAAAAGUAGAUAUAAAAUGACACGCUUGUCAUCGUCCCAAUCGAGAGAGAGAGAGAGAGAGAGAGAGAGAUUCAUCAAGAAGGCUUUUUAAAAAUUGAGCCGCUUCGGAGCGGGGCUAGGGUGAUAAAAGCUUAUUACUCAGACAAUCGCGAGUCUACUCGCUUGAACUCAGUUUAGAAUUCGAUUACCGAAGGAUGUAAAAAAUUGUGAAAAAAAUAGCAUCGACCUUUCGGUCGAAUAAAAAUAACUCAAAAUAAAAAAAUUCACAAGGAGUUCAGAUUGAUUUGGAACAUUCUGUAUAAGACCAAAUAACUCUUUUCGAGUCUUAAUAGUCCCGAUACUGAAAAAAAUAAUGAAAAACGCACUCACUAGUCUAAAAAAAAUUCUUCCGAGGGUCCGACUAGUAGCAUCACGGGCAGCGCCAACUGCAAAUUACCACAAUGAUUAAUUUUUUACUUUCCCUUUCGAUUUUUCUUUUUUCUAAAUUUUAUUCUCUCGUUCAUGCAUAUUUAAUAAUUUAUCGGCGACCUCGAGAAACACAUGCCGACUAACUUGACUCGCGCGCGCGUUGAAUUAUACUAAAUUAUUUAUUAGCAGGAUUAGCAGGUCACAGAGAGCACAAGUUGUCGAAGCACUUCCUCCGCGCAACGAAGAACUGUCGACUGAGAUUCAAAAUUUACGAGAUCUAUACGGCCGUUUAGAUAUCUAUAACUGGUCGGUCAUUUACUUGCAACACCAGCCCGGUCUUCAUGCUGCAGCACCAACUGGAAGAUCGGUCGCUUCGCUACGAUUCGCAGUGAUAUCUGCGAUAUACGAUAAACUGAGAAUUUCGACGAAACUGGAUCGCUUUAUAGCUGCGCUCUUACCCUCUUUCUCUCCACGCGCUCAUACUUUUCAUUUUUCCCUCGGCCGUGGUUCAUCAGGCUGUCGGCCGAAGCCGACUUUACGUCUCCUGAGAAGCAUGUGUCGCCGCAUUGUCAUAAUUGCCUUCUCGCGGCUAUAAUAGUCUGGGAGGCGUUGCCGUGUGACACAUUUAUUACAUUGUACGCAUCAUUACGAAUUGUUGAAUAGCGUUUGAAUGUAAAUAGGUGUAAAAACAUUUUCUUAUUAGAAAGAAAGUAAGAAGAAUAGAAUUUUCAUUUCUAUCGCCGUUGUGUGCGAAUUGUUCUCAUCAUUUAUUUAUAUCGAGUAAUUUUAACUUUUUCUCGUCGCUUUAUUUAUAUCGAGACAUUUUAACUUUUCCUUCUCUAAGAAAGGAGAGGUUCGAAUCAAUUCGAAAGGUUCCCAAAGUAUUCCCAAAUAAUAAGUUUGCUUUUAAAAUUCUUUUGUUUAACCACUGGAAGGUUCCUUUCGAAUUUGUCACAUGUUUUGGAUCACUUUUACACGACGAUAAAUAACGUCAGCUUGCUAUCUGGGAAAUUGAAGAAUUUCAAAGCAAACGGUGAGAAACAUUUGUCCAUAAUAAGGGUAACAAUAAAUGUAUCACUACUUUACUUUCUAAUGAACUAUACCGAGAGAACUUUUACGUCUAUUUAAUCUUUCCUACGAGCUGAUGUAGUGCGGAUCUUACAUUUAUACGCUGACAAUCUUUUAUAUCUAUUUAAGACCUGUCUUUUUGCCGUGACCACAUGCAGUAAAUCGUAAACGUCGGAGACGAGAAAUCACAUAAAUAUUUCUCUCGCAAUGUAUAUCGAAGUAAUUUCAUGUUUUCAUAUGGCACCGCUCGCUUUCGAUAAUAGAAACUGAUAAAAUAUGCCGGAAA